This is a messenger RNA of Colletotrichum chrysophilum, 942 nucleotides long. RefSeq lists its product as uncharacterized. Gene Ontology annotation, cellular component: cytoplasm. Lineage: Eukaryota; Fungi; Ascomycota; Sordariomycetes; Glomerellales; Glomerellaceae. Bases 1 to 942 code for a protein of 313 amino acids. The transcript has a single exon. The record is from RefSeq and is a predicted model, not a curated record.
AUGAUCGACGCAUCCGCCGUUGAUGCCGUGCUGCAGCACAUCCUGCCGGCCGUGAAGGCUCACCAGACGGGCUCCUCAACCCCGUUCAUUCUUGGCUUGUCGGGGCUCCAAGGAAGUGGCAAGUCGACAUGGGCAGCGGCUCUGACGCAGACCCUCAACGCCAAGCACGGCGUCAACACGCGGACGCUCUCACUGGACGACCUCUACCACGACCACGACCAGCUCGUCGCCCUGCGCGAGUCCAACCCGGGGAACGGGCUCCUCCGCACCCGCGGCCAGCCGGGUACGCACGACGAGGCGCUCGCGCGGCGCUUCUUCGACGACGUCUGCCAGAGUGCUGGCGGAAGCUCUGAGGGCAUCAAGUGGCCUGCGUUCGACAAGAGCCUCUUCAGCGGCGAGGGCGGCCGCGUGCCUGUCGCGGAGUGGGACACCGUGCCGCGGAGCCCGCCUCUGGAGGUCCUCAUCUUUGAGGGCUGGUGUCUUGGCUUCCAGCCGCUCUCAGCUGAGCAAGUCGAGGAGAAGUGGAACAAGGCCAAGGCAGCCUCCUCAAACAGCACUUCCUCCGACGGGGAAGCGCAGCUGUCGACGACGACGUUGGCGGGCCACAGCCUGGAGCACCUGCUGCUCAUCAACAAGAACCUGGAAAGGUACUGCGAGGCCUUCAUGGGCCCCUGGCGCUUCGACGCGUUCCUCCACCUUAGCACAGACCAGCUGGUGAAUGUGUACUACUGGCGGCUGGACCAGGAGAGGGCGUUGCGGGAGAAGAAAGGUGCGGGAAUGACGGACGCGCAGGUCAUCCGUUUCGUGCAGGGCUACAUGCCCGCUUAUGAGUUGUACCUAGACAGACUAACGCAGGAGUCGUUCUUCACGGAAGGGAAGAAGGCUCAUGUCCGCGUUAUUCUAGACUCUAAUAGAACAGUUCUGCGCGUUGAGAAAGCGUAG